CUCGGAGGCGCUGCCGGGGCAGCGGCGCAGACUGCGGCUGGGGCAGAAGAUUCUGGCCUGUGGCUGACAUGCAGCAGGUGAGACCAAAAAUCCUGUACAUCUGACAGCUUAUACUUGUUCCACUGAGUGGCCGAGAUUGUUGGCUCCAUUUUACCAAUGAAGAAGCUGAGAUUUGGCAGCUGUGCCACUGAGGCCCCACCCUCCCUGCCGUGCGGCGGGGGUCACCAGGAUGAAAGUGUCCGAGGAUUUGGCCUGUGACUUGGAACGCAGCCUGCCAGCCGUGGCCUCCUUCAGCUCAUCUCUGUCCCACAAGCAGAGCCUCUCGUCGCACUUCCUCCUGCCGCCUCCCGAGAAGCGCCAGGCCAUCUCUGAUGUCCGCCGCACCUUCUGUCUCUUUGUCACCUUCGACCUGCUCUUUAUCUCCCUGCUCUGGAUCAUCGAGCUGAAUACCAACACGGGCAUUCGGAAGAACUUGGAGCAGGAAAUCAUCCACUACAACUUCAAAACUUCCUUUUUUGACAUCUUUGUCCUGGCCUUCUUCCGCUUCUCAGGACUGCUCCUGGGCUAUGCGGUGCUGCGGCUCCGGCACUGGUGGGUGAUUGCGAUCACCACGCUAGUGUCCAGUGCCUUCCUCAUUGUCAAGGUCAUCCUCUCUGAGCUGCUCAACAAAGGGGCAUUUGGCUACCUGCUCCCCAUCGUCUCCUUCGUCCUUGCCUGGUUGGAGACCUGGUUCCUUGACUUCAAAGUCCUGCCCCAGGAAGCUGAGGAGGAGCGAUGGUAUCUUGCUGCCCAGGCCGCUGUCGCCCAUGGACCCCUACUCUUCUCUGGAGCUCUAUCUGAGGGCCAGUUCUAUUCACCCCCAGAAUCCUUUGCAGGGUCUGACAAUGAAUCAGAUGAAGAACUCGUUGGGAAGAAAAGCUGCUCUGCCCAGGAGCGGGAGUACAUCCGUCAGGGGAAGGAGGCUACGGCUGUGGUGGACCAGAUCUUGGCCCAGGAGGAGAACUGGAAAUUUGAGAAGAAUAAUGAAUAUGGAGACACUGUGUACACCAUUGAGGUUCCCUUUCAUGGCAAGACGUUCAUCCUGAAGACCUUCCUGCCCUGCCCGGCGGAGCUGGUGUACCAAGAAGUGAUCCUGCAGCCUGAGAGGAUGGUGCUGUGGAACAAGACAGUGACCGCCUGCCAGAUCCUGCACCGAGUGGAAGACAACACUCUCAUUUCCUAUGACGUGUCCGCAGGGGCUGCGGGCGGCGUGGUCUCCCCAAGGGACUUUGUGAAUGUCCGGCGCAUCGAGCGACGUAAAGACAAAUACCUGUCAUCAGGCAUUGCCACAACCCACAGUGCCAAGCCCCCAACACACAAAUAUGUCAGGGGAGAGAAUGGUCCAGGGGGCUUCGUCGUGCUCAAGUCGGCCAGUAACCCCCGCGUCUGCACCUUUGUCUGGAUCCUUAAUACAGAUCUCAAGGGCCGCCUGCCCCGGUACCUCAUCCACCAGAGCCUUGCAGCCACCAUGUUUGAGUUUGCCUUCCACCUGCGGCAGCGCAUCGGAGAACUGGGAGCCCGAGCAUAAUCCUGCCCCCGCGCCACCCUGCGGGCCAGGGUUCUGUCACCACAGCCACCAGAGCCAGAGACGGGGCUCAGGGGGCUGCCCACAGAGGACCUGGCCUCAAGCAGCGUGAGGAAGAAGCUUUCUCCCAUGGCAGCCCCUUGGCCUCAAGCUGCCAAGCUUCGCUGUGCCUGGGAGCAGCGGCCGUGAGCAGGUGGCAGGCCCAUGGACGCUGGGGCUCUCUGCUACUGAGGCGAGUGGGGCCCCUGCUGCUGGUGUUUAUGUGGUGCCCCUGCCUCUCGGACGACGAGACCUGCGGUCCCCUGCCUGGCCAGGGGCAGGGUCUGGAGUGGGAGCCUCAGACUUGGUGGGCGAGGGCCAGGGCCAGGCCCUGGCCAGGACGGAGGCCGGAGCAGCCUGGUCAUCAGGGUUAGGGUGCAGGAGCCCCUUCGUCUGCCCGCUCUCUCAGCACGGUCUUCGGGGAUUACGUAAAGGGUCUGGGACCAUUUUUCACAUGUACUUGUCGGGGAGCGGGUGGCAGGUGGGGAUGGUGGACGCUGGCAGUGAGCCUCUGCCUCUCCCAGCUUCUCCCCCUCCCCUCAGGGCCUCCUUGGGCACUUUUGUAAUUUGAGCCGAUUAAUAACAAGAACUCAAAAGAAAAAAAGCAACCCCUCCAGCCUGGCCUCUUCAGGGAAGGGGAGGGGGCACCGUGCAGGUGGGGAGGGAGUAAGCCACACAGGGGCC
Molecule: messenger RNA, 2287 nt
Organism: Pteronotus mesoamericanus
Lineage: Eukaryota; Metazoa; Chordata; Mammalia; Chiroptera; Mormoopidae
Gene: STARD3
Product: StAR related lipid transfer domain containing 3
Exons: 16
Coding region: 230-1567 (445 amino acids)
Biological process (GO): cholesterol transport
Cellular component (GO): lysosomal membrane; endoplasmic reticulum-endosome membrane contact site; late endosome membrane
Molecular function (GO): cholesterol transfer activity; cholesterol binding
Source: RefSeq, a predicted model, not a curated record